GGUCACUUCCGGUUUAAGAUGAACACGUGAAAAAUGAAAACAUUGCAAUUUUUCAUCUAUUAUUGGAAAUUAUCGUAGUUCAGGUGGUUAAAAGGGAUUCGCAGUCAUGACACUUGAAACUGAAGAACCAUAUCAAAGGCUGUCUCGGCUGUCUUUUGGCACUUACAGUGAUGUCGAAGUACAACGCUUGAGUGUUAAGGAAAUUACAAAUCCCAACUCAUUCGAUUCAUUGAUGCAUCCUACUUAUGGAGGCCUAUAUGAUCCACAUCUAGGUGCAGUAGACCGUGAUGACGUGUGUGCAACAUGCCGUCAGAACUAUAUACAUUGCCCCGGCCAUAUGGGACAUAUUUCUUUAGCUGUUCCAGUCUAUAAUCCUGUCUUUUUCAACACAAUGUACCAGAUAUUAAAAGGGUCAUGCCAGAAGUGCCACAACAUGUUAGUGAGGAAUUGUUCAGUGACGCUACUGACCAUGCAGCUACAGAGUCUUUCACUGGGCUUCCUAGGCCUUGUGCAGGAUCUCCAAGAGACAAUGAACAAUACAUUGAUGGAUGAUGGUGGAGAUCUGCAGGACACGGGUGAUCUGGCGGAUCAACUUAAUAAAGUACUGUUACAGGCUAUUAAUGAUGGACCAAAAUCAGAUGGCAGAAAUCAUAGUGUUAAGAACAUCGAGGAGUUACGUUCUAAACUAAUAAAGGAUUUCAUCAAGACAUGUCUUCACAAUAGCAAGUGUCCACACUGCUACAUGCCUUCAAGGAAACUAAGACAAGAACAUUAUAGUAAGCUGUAUUACACCAAAGGAUAUGGUGCUAAAAGAGCUAAACAAGUUAUCAUGAAAAGGCGAGAAAAACUUCGGUUGUUAGAGCAAAAACGGCAAGCAGAGCAGGAGAACAUCGCUCCUGAAGAGAUAGUCCUUGAUAGGACUGAAAAAGAGAAUGAGAAUGAUGAGGCUGCAGUGGAAUCCCUAACUGAACAGAUGUACCUGACACCUGAACAAGCAAGGCAAGACCUGAGGCUCAUCUGGCAGAAUUGUGGACCCCUACUGAGAAAGAUUUACGGAUGUUUAGAUGUACCUGUAACUGAUACAGAUUCUUACCCUACUGAUAUGUUCUUUCUAUCAGUAGUACCAGUGCCUCCUUCUAGAUUUAGGCCAAUUUCACAGAUGGGAGACAAAAGGUUUGAAAAUCCACAAUCUGGCAACCUUGUGAAUGUAAUCAAGUCAAACUAUACGAUACGUAGAGUACUGCAGCAGAAAUAUCGGGAGGAAGUCGGUCAGGAGAAUUCGACGGACACCUUGUUAAAUGCCAGUACUGCUGAGAUAGGGUCUACCUUGGAAGAUAUCUCUGGGAAAACACUGAAUGAGAAGUUAAACAACAGCUGGAUACAGCUGCAGACCAAGAUCAACUGCUGUGUGGAUUGUCUGUUGGACAAGCUGAAUAGAGACAAGAACCCUGGUAUCAAACAACUUCUUGAAAAGAAACAAGGCCUGUUUCGCAAGAACAUGAUGGGUAAGCGUGUCAACUAUGCAGCUCGCUCCGUCAUCUCUCCAGAUCCCUAUAUCAACACUGAUGAGAUUGGAAUCCCUUCUGUGUUUGCCAAAAAGCUGACUUAUCCUGAACCUGUGACUCCCUGGAAUGUUCAAGAAUUGAGGCGCAUGGUUAUGAAUGGGCCUGAUGUACAUCCUGGAGCUGCAUUUGUCAUCAAUGAAGAUGGCUCUAAAUUGAUACUUAAAGCCGGUGAUAAAACGCACAGAGAAGCUGUUGCUAAGCAACUGUUAACUCCAAGUAGUACUCCUGGUGCCCAAUUAGGAACCAAAAAGGUAUACAGACAUUUGAAAAAUGGAGAUGUGCUACUGCUGAACAGACAACCAACAUUGCAUAGACCGAGUAUGCAGGCACAUAAGGCAAGGAUUUUGCCUGGUGAGAAGACACUUAGACUCCACUAUGCCAACUGUAAGGCUUAUAAUGCUGACUUUGAUGGUGAUGAAAUGAACGCACAUUUCCCACAGAAUGAAAUAUGUAGAGCAGAAGCUUAUAACAUAGCUAGUACCAACUUCCAGUACCUGGUACCCAAAGAUGGUUCCCCUCUAGCAGGUCUGAUUCAGGAUCACAUGGUAUCUGGGGUGAUGCUGACUAUAAGGGGGAGAUUUUUCAACAGGGAGGAUUACCAGCAGCUACUGUACAAUGCUUUAACAGACAAAGAUGGCCCUGUGCUACUACUACCUCCAUCUAUCAUAAAACCUGUAGUUCGCUGGUCGGGAAAACAGGUCCUCUCAUCUCUACUCCUCAAUCUGAUACCACAAGGGAAAGAUGCACUGAAUCUUAUUGGAACUGCCAAAGUGCCAUCUAAGGCCUGGGUAAGAGGGACAAAGAGACCAUGGAAAGCUGGUGGCUCCCCCUUGCAGGAGGGUGAUAUGACAGAAAGUCAGGUGAUCAUUCGCCAGGGGGAGUUACUGGUCGGUGUGUUGGAUAAGGCUCACUAUGGUUCUACACCUUACAGUUUGGUGCAUUGUUGUUAUGAGCUCUAUGGUGGAGUAAUGGCUGGCCAACUGUUGACUAGCCUGGCCAAACUCUUCACAACAUUUCUACAACAAAUCAAGGGCUUCACUCUGGGGGUGCAGGAUAUCUUGUGUGUUAAAAAGGGGAAUAAGAAGAGACGUGAGAUAAUGGCUGCCUCCAAGCAUUGUGGACCAGAGGUAGCAGCCAGGGCAUUGGAUCUGAAGGACUUUUCAGACCCAGAAGUCCUGAAAGAUAAACUCCAAGCUGCCCACUUUAGUAAAGAAGACCUGUUCAAAGAUCUGGAUCUUUGUAUGAAAGGGAAGACAAAUGAAUUCCAGAAUAGCAUCACAAAAGCUAUCAUGCCUGAGGGGUUAUUAAAGCAGUUCCCAGACAACAACCUACAACUGAUGGUACAGGCUGGAGCCAAGGGUUCAUCAGUGAACUGUAUGCAGAUCUCAUGUCUACUUGGGCAAAUUGAAUUGGAGGGACGCAGACCCCCUAUAAUGAUCAGUGGUAAAUCCCUGCCAUCAUUCCUACCAUAUGAGACGUGUCCCAGGGCAGGAGGCUACAUUGAUGGCAGGUUUCUCACUGGAAUCAGACCACAGGAGUAUUUCCACCAUUGUAUGGCAGGUAGAGAGGGUCUGGUAGACACAGCAGUAAAGACAAGUCGUAGUGGUUACCUUCAGAGAUGUAUUAUAAAACACUUGGAGGGUUUGGUUGUUGGCUAUGACAUGGUAGUCAGGGACAGUGAUGGCAGUGUAGUACAGUUCCAAUAUGGAGAGGACAGUCUGGAUGUGUGCAAGACACAGUUUCUGAAGGAGAAACAAUUUGCUUUUAUGAUGAGCAACAAGGCCAUACUAAUGGAUCAACAACAAUUAGCAGCUGUCAAGAAUAAACUAGACACAAAGACAGCAGAUAAAAUGUUUAAAGAGAUUCAAGCUUGGAAAGAGAAACAUCAGAAUACAAAAUCAUGCAGAAAAUCUGCCUUUCUCAACUAUGCCAAGAAGAAAUGGUCCUCUGUCAUAGUAGACCAUUCCACAUCUGUGUUGACACCUGCAGGACGUUGCCAGGCAACAGAAAAACUAAUUAAAGACUGGAGAGAUAUCAGUGUUGAAAAGAGAAAGAAAAAGUGGGAGAAGAAUCAGACCUGUCCUCUCCCAGUAACCAGUAAACUACCUCCCCAAAUGUACUUUGGGGCAGUUUCUCAGAAUCUGAAUGAUACAGUGCAAUCAUAUGUCGAGAGGAACCCAGGGCAGUGUAUUAAACCUGGUAAAGAGGAAGAAUUCUUGGACCUUGUUAAGUUACGCAACAUGAGGGCCUUGGUUGAACCAGGAGAAUCUGUAGGGCUGCUUGCUGCCCAGAGUAUUGGGGAACCCUCCACUCAGAUGACCUUAAACACGUUUCAUUUUGCGGGAAGAGGGGAGAUGAAUGUGACUUUAGGUAUCCCUCGAUUGAGGGAGAUUUUGAUGGUUGCUAGCCAGAAUAUAAAAACACCAAAUAUGGAUGUGCCACUAUUGAAGACUAAAGGAGCUGAAAAGAAAGCACAGGCACUGCGACUGAAGCUGACAAAAGUAUACCUUUCUGAUGUACUUGAGAAUGUAGAAAUCUCAGAGACUUUGUCUCUCGAUGAGAAGUUCAACAGGAGAAGAUUGUUUAGAAUUAGGUUUAACUUCCUCCCCUACAGCAAUUAUAAAGACAAGUACUAUGUCACCCCAAAUUUCAUCUUGGACUACAUGGAGAGAAAAUUCUUCAAAGCUUUUACUUCAUUUGUAAAACGAAAAAUACAAGAGAUCAGCGAAUCAAGUCUCCUAAACAGCGGUAGCCUGAACAGACGUGAGGCCCCCAAACAAGAUGAUGAGGCAGCAGUUGGUCCAGUUAAUAGAGAUGAAGACAAUGAUGAGGCAGAAGAUGAUGAUCAAAAUGAUGGAGAUGCUACUGCUACAAAGGUUCGAGAGAGGCAACAACAGGAGAGAGAUUAUGAUGGGGAAGAUGAAGAGAAGGAAGAAUUAGCAGAGGAAGUUCUAAGUGAAGAGUCAGAAUCUGAAUCAGAGGGAGAGGAAGAGGAUGCCAUGGGUGAAAAUUCUGAUGGAGAGACUUCACGCUCACAAACUCCUACCAAAAAUAUUGAUGAGAAACUCAGGAAAAAGACAACUAAGAAGAAAGUAGUAAUAAAUGCUGAAAUGGAGGAAAGAAGAGUCCAGGGAGUUGUGUCCUGCAUCCCUAACAUAGAAGAAUAUACAUAUGAUGCCAAUGAGGAGGAAUGGUGCGAAAUAUUAUUUGGGAUGCCUAUAACACAGAUGAAGAUUGACCUAUCCUCCAUAUUGGAGAGUCUAGCACGACGCACUGUGCUGUUCUUCACCCCUGGAAUCACACGUGCAAUACUGACGGACAGCAAGAAACCUGGAGAGGAGGGGCUGAAGAGACUAAAGACAGAGGGGGUCAAUAUUCAGGAGUUAUACAAGAGUGCUGGUUUCCUAGACCUAAAUAAACUGUACAGCAAUGAUAUUCACGCUAUAGCCAACACAUAUGGUAUUGAGGCAGCUGCCAAAGUUCUUGUACAGGAAAUUCGAGAUGUUUUCGCAGCUUAUGGUAUCCAGGUAGACUACCGCCAUCUAUCUUUGAUAGCAGACUAUAUGACUUUUGAAGGAAUGUACAAGCCUUUUAACAGGAUGGGACUGGAGUCUAACCCUUCACCCCUUCAGAAGAUGACCUUUGAGACCACAAUGAGCUUCCUGAAGACAGCCACUAUAUCAGGUUCUAAAGAUGACCUAAAGUCUCCCUCAGCAAGGCUUGUAGUUGGGAGAGUAGUCAACAGUGGCACAGGAGUAUUUGACCUUGUUCACAAAUAGCUGAAUGCAACAAUGGAUGACUUAAUGGAUCAGAGAUGACAUCACAAACAAUUCAACAAGAGACUUCUUAUAUUUCCAAGUUAGAUUGGAAAUGCAGUAUUUGAGAUGCUCCUAAAAAACACUUCAUCUUCCUUUUCUUUUUAAAAGCAAGCAUUCAGAUAGUCAUCCCAGAUUUGCCGUAUUGGACAAAUAAAGACCUGCAUCUCUUUUGUGAGCUCUAGCCAAGUCUGAUUUCAGAGGAAUUUUUAUAAUAUAGUAAAACCUUUGGAACACACUUGAGUGGAAUAUUUUUCUAAGUUCUGUUAUCCAUUGACUCUAUAUAAAAUGAACCUCUAUAAGUGUAAUACCUCCAAAGCCAAACACUAUUUUGAGGUAUCAAAAGGUGCUCCAAUAACAAAGGUUUAACUGUCAAUACAUGUUCCUAACCCAAUGGACCAUUAUCUAUGUAUGUAACAAUCAUUACUAUUCCUACUUGAUCCUAGGUAAAAUGUUGAAUUGUUCAUAUUUUCAUUACUGUAUUGUAUGUAGAUGGUUGUGCCUUAUGGUUGAAAUAUAUCACAAUGCAGUAUAUUAAAUAAACAA
Messenger RNA from Owenia fusiformis, 5926 nucleotides. The record is from the annotation of a GenBank genome assembly. NCBI's taxonomy places the organism in Eukaryota, Metazoa, Annelida, Polychaeta, Sabellida, Oweniidae.